UGUGUGUGUGUGUGCAAAUAUUUGCGUGAAAAGCAAAAAUAUUGAAAAUCGCCGAAAAUAAAGUGUUUGAAAUAAUUUUACAAUAUUUUAUUCAAGUCACCAAUUGCUAAAAAUAGCGGUCACAAAAAGUAAAGUGACAAAAAUCGAGAAAAAAACCAUAAAAAUCCACUUAAAUGCUCCUCGGCAUCGUAAAAAUGCAAAAACCUUCAAAACUUCAGCGCUUUUUCCAAGCACUGUCGCGUAACUACGAUUUCGAUUUCGCUCAUUCGCUUCAACGACAAUGAAUAGUUGAGGGCACGUGUUCGGAGGUGUAGUGCGCGCACGUGUAUUGCCCCGCCCAUACCAUAAAGCCCAACACGUCGUAACGCUAAAAAGUUUGUAUUGUUGUUUUAGUAGUGCGCGUAUUCGUUUUACGACGCCUGUUUGUGGCCGUCAGUGCUGACAAAACGCUUAAACGUCGCCUGUUGUAACCGAGCACGGGCGCGGGUGCGGGCCCCAAGCUGUGAUGCAAGCGAACAGUAGCGGUCGAACGGCUUUAUCGGCGCAAUCAUCGGGUACACCAUCGCAAUCAACGAUCUCGUCGUCGGGGAAGCAACAAGUUGUCGAGCUAUCGGGCUACGUAAUUAUUUUGGUGAAAAAUGUUGAGGGCAAAAUUAAGCUGUACGGCUCACCGCCCGAUCGCGAUAAUCUGGAAGUGGGCGAUGAGAUACUCGAGGUCAACGGUCUGACCUUGGAGAAUAUCUCGUAUGCGGAAAUUAUACGUCACAUCUAUGAGUGCAUAAAAUCCUGCACAAUUUGCCUGCGUGUACGCAAAAAGAAUGACACCAGAUUGGCCUGGGACAUUGGCAAUUCGGUGCAGGAGGCCUUCGUUAUUGCUGUCGAGGAGCAUGCGCGUGAGCGACUGAAACGUUUGGCGGCGUUGAAUCGGGUAACGCCGGUGGACAUAACGGAGGUAUCGAAAACGCUGCAGCAGACGAAGAGCGGCUCACAGUCGACACAGAAACAGGAUCUGAGCUUCCUCAACGAGGCCUCGCCCAUUUACGUCACCUCGUUCACCAGCACUCAGAUUACGUGCAGCAGCUCAACAGUCACCACCGCCACCGCAGCAACUGCCGGCCUCAUUACCUCGUCGACGUUUGCGCCAACCGUCGCGGCAACGGCGACAGGCAUCACCACAACAGCAGCUGUUGUGCACGCGUCGGCGGUGCAGAGCUCGGUGGGUGUAGCUGAUCGCAGCUCUCAUCAGACGACAGCAGCGAUUGUGGGCGCAAGCACAGCGGCGGCAGUGGCCGCGGCCACAGCAACGAAACUAGCCAAUCACAGCAGCAGCAGCAUUUACCAGCAACAACAAUUGCCGCAGCACCCACAACAGCAGACGGCAGUGACUGCCGCGCCGAAAUCAGCGAUCGCAGGUAAAGCCCAACACCAACAACCACCACCGCCAUUAACGCUGCAACUGCAGCAACAACAGGCCGCACAGGUAGCGCAGCUGGCGCAACUGCAACAGUUGCAAACGCCAACGAUAGCGAGCAGCCUGCAGCACUUGGCUGUCGCUGAGGAGGAGGACGACGACGACGAUUUGAUCGGCGUUGGCGCCAAUUAUUGUAGCAUUAACUUUAUAAAAUACAACAACAAACACGCACAAUUGCCACCCACCACGUCGGCGGUGGUGCUGCCUGCGGUAGCAACUAGCCAGCUAUUGCAGCAGCAACAGCAACAACAAGCGAAGUCGCACCCAUACAUCCCGCCCCCGCUGCAGAUCCCCAGCACAAUACUCGUCGAUGCACAAACCUCCACCUCACCGCUGGCUGCGACCGCUGUGGGUGAACUGAAACGCACGCUGACAGCCGCCGCAAACGCAACAACAACAACAACAAAAACAGCCGGCGUGACAGCGGCUACAACGACGACAGCCCGUGGCUCCACGACACCAACAACCGAGUACUCGACAGCCAUAUCCAGCAACCACCUGCAGCAGGCAUUCGCCUCAGCGGCUGUCGAGGACCAACAACAACAACAACAACGACAGCAGCAGCAACAGCCGCAAUUUUUUAAUAAUAACAAUUUAGGCGCAACAGCUGCCUUGAGCAACAACAAUAACAAAGCGGCUGGCGUGAUUGUUGACCAGCCCACUGCUGGCAUCAGUGGUGGUAGUGGUAUUAGUGGUGGUGGAGUGGGCGUGCCAGUGGCUGCCGUCAGCAGCGGGGCGUAUGGUAGUAAUAUUAGUAGUAAUUGUGAUUUAUUAAUAUCGAAUAAUAUACAUCCACCGAGACGAGAGUUACUAACUACACUUAAUGACGAUGGCCGACACUUUGAUACGGAUGCGGCAAAUAGCAACAACAAUAAUAUCAAUACACAAAGCGGCGGCGUCGUCGGCAGUAGUAGCAACGAUUUGCUAAAUAAUACAACAAAUUUAUACGAUAAACAAAUACAACAAUUAAAAAGUAGUAGUCCAAAUAGUAGCAUAUCAAAAGGAAGAACUGAACUGUUAUUAGGAGACCAAAGUUUAAGGCAGGAAAUUCGGCCUCGCCGUCGUUCUGGCUCCAGCAUUGUUGUUAUCGAUGGUGACGAUUUGAAGCCAUGCUUACCGGACGACUAUAUUAGUGGUCAGCAUUAUCGGCAACAUUCUGGUGAUAGCAAAGAAAUCGAUCAGGAAAUGUUGACAAUGCUUUCAGUUAAUCAAGAUAAUGGUCCACAUCGUGAGAUGGCUGUCGAUUGUCCAGAUACGUUCAUCGCGCGUAAUAAGACACCACCACGUUAUCCACCACCACACCGUCCACCACAGGUAAAUAGUCUUAAGCUUGACGGGAAGUCAAGGAAACCAUUCAUGUCCGCAAUGAAAAAGAAUUGCACCAAUCACUCAAAUACCCUACCCAAUAAGCACAAAUGCAUGCUAGCACACAGCACCCGCAAUAAAUCCAAUACACUCACCUACACCAAAACGCACAUUUCAAAACAUUCAACACAGACGCUUAGCUCACUGAACGCACAAUCAUCUACCAGAUUAUUUUCCAAAUCACAAAACUCACCGCCAUCAUCAACAACAACCGCAUCAUUAUCAUCGACUGAUAUUACCGCUUCACAAAUACCAAUACCAACAACACCAUCACCACCACCUCUGCCAACCACUCCCCCACCCAAAAUUCUAACUCACUCAUCUCCAACAGACUUUGUACCCAUCACUGCUUCAAUAACCAACAUCAAUACUGAAACUAACCAAUUCAUAACACAAUGUGUUGAAAUAUAUAACGGUAAUGGUAACAGACUAAUUGUUACGUAUCAUUCUAAAUGCGAUUCACCAACACCACCACCACCACCAC
Rhagoletis pomonella (apple maggot) is the source of this 3320-nucleotide messenger RNA. RefSeq lists its product as uncharacterized. Lineage: Eukaryota; Metazoa; Arthropoda; Insecta; Diptera; Tephritidae. Gene Ontology annotation, molecular function: protein binding. The record is from RefSeq and is a predicted model, not a curated record.